AUGGCCACGUAUACCUACGAGCCGAUCGACCUUUCAAAGAAGGCCAUCCGACUUCUGCGUCUUUUCAGGGCGGUCGACCCUGAAGAUGACAUCAAGUGCGAGAUUUUCCAGUCACUUCUGGACGAAGACCAAGCGCUCAACGUCGAAUACGAAGCCCUGUCAUAUACCUGGUCCGACGCCAUUGAUGAGGGCCCCAGACCAGGAAAAGCUCCAGGACCAAAGCGCAUCUUGAUCCAAGUCAUCAACGAUCUCUGCACGCUCCACGUUACCGAAAAUCUUUACAUGGCACUGAAGCACCUCCGCCUGCCCGACUCGGACAGGAUCCUUUGGAUCGACGCUAUUUGUAUCAACCAGGACGAGCAUGAAAACGAGAAGGGGGAAAAGAACCACCAGGUCGGCCAGAUGAACAUCGUAUACAGCUCCGCUCAGAACGUAAUAAUAUGGCUGGGCCCAGGUAGCUCCGCUAUCACCGAACUGUUUUGUGCCUCCGCCAAGCUUCACGAACACGCUGCCCAGCAGUGCCUACUCAUGGGGCAGACGCGCCUUGAAAUGUGGAAGGCUGUAUGGCGGAGCCUUCGUCCGCUGUCUGAGGGCAACGCGCCCCUCCUAAAGGAGCACCACUACGACGCCCUCAUGACUGUACUUCGUCGGCCGUGGUUCGGCCGGGUCUGGGUGAUCCAGGAGGUUGCUCUGGCUAAAAAGGCGACCAUUAUGUGCGGCCGGGCGUCGACGCCUACCUCCUCGUUUGCUCUCAUGCCGAGCCUGCUAGGGGUCGAGGCUCCAAAACAGGCACGGGCACUGCUUGACGUUAUGCCGAGCCCUGUGCGCAAAGAAGAAAGGUCAUGGUGGAAGGAGAAACGAGAUCUCUUCACCGUGCUGCGGAAAUUCGGGAACUGUUCGUCCACCAAGCCGCACGACCGGAUUUAUGCCCUGCUGGGAAUAUCGGCAGACCCCCACGCCAUAAAACCCAGAUACGAGGCCACCGAGCAACAAGUUGUGGAAGAUGUCUUAAAGCUUAUUAUAUUCGAGCACGGCGAUCUCCCCGAGGGCGUCAACUUGCCACAAUGGUCUGUCAACGAGCUGAUGACCAAAAUCUGCUCGACUGAGCAUAUGGGGGGAGAAAACAUCGAGCAAAUACUUUUGUCGUGGGCCGUAAGAAAGCACGAAAUGGGUCUUGCUGGUUACCUUCUGGAAAGACAGCCACAGUUUCCCAUCCCUGUUGGGACUGACAGGGCGCGGCAACCCACACUUCACCUUCUCGCCGAGACGCCGGACUCGCAGGACCUCGUCAAGGACUUCGCCAGGCGACAUGGCAUGGAAUUGGACUUCAAUCGGCGUUUUGGUUCUCCAGAGGUGACCGCGCUCCAGCGCGCAUUGAACAACGGGAAUACGAAGGUUGCAGAUGCACUUUCAAAAGCCCAGGAAUCCGCUCUCGAGCAAUUCAAGACACACUUCAUUCAGGGAUACGGCGACUUGGAUCCAGCCAGCGCAGCCCGCAGCACGGAGCCCCUACUCAUCUCUGGGCAAGAUAGUGACCUCGCAUUGAGGCGUUUGCUGAGGGACGACAUGGCGUAUCUGGAAAUGAAAGCGCGGUACGGCCAAACAUUAGAUCUCAGGCUCAUCCUUGAUCACGUGCCCGCGGUUUCUCCUCCAAGUCCCACAGCCCUUCGCCUCGCAAUAGAGUCCGGCAGCAAAAGUGCUAUUGAGCUCCUUAUCCAGCGCGGUGCCGAUGUCAACAAGCCGUCCGGGCUCGGGACGCCUCUUGAGGUGGCGAUCUUGUGGGCUGACAACGCCCUGGUUGAGCUCCUUCUGGACUACAAGGCGGACCCGAGCCACGGAUUCCCGCUUCAUUGGGCGGUCCAACAUGGACGCCUAACCAUUGCGAGCAGACUGAUGGCUGCGGGGGCCGAUAUCGACGCCGUUCGAGAUUGCUUGACGCCACUAGAGGUCGCGAUUGCCGCAAAGAAUACCCAGAUGGCUGCCCUACUCUUGGUGUAUCAAGACAACAAUAAUCCCGCGAUGUUGACCGACGGGGCUACGGAAAAGGGAACCUCGGAUGGGAAAGAUGCGUCAGUGUCGGCAAAUGCUAACAGAGACCUCCCUCACCAUCACGACUCUGAGGUGCUGGGAAAGGCACUAGGGAAAGCCAUUGUAGGAGCAGACGACCAAGCAGUGCUCCUGCUUUUACGCCACGAGGCUGACCCGAGUAUCGGUCGAUGGUCCGCGGACGGGCCCAACCUUUGGCUAGCAGCAUCGCAAGGCUACACGAGCGUUGCCAUGUCUAUCCUAAGCCGCCCGCCGCCUGGUUUCGAUGUCAACGAAAGAUGUAGACCGAACGGGACGACCGCACUCCACAGGGCGGCAUACCGGGGUGAUGAGGAUCUCGUUCGCGCGCUGCUCGAGUACGGGGCGGACAUGGAGAUUAGGGACAAUGGCGGCGCCACGGCGCUCUGGGCCGCGUCAGCCAACGGUAGAUUAAAAUGUGUGCACGCUCUCCUGGAAGCUGGGGCAGACACAGAAGUUCACACCCAGCGGCUCUCGGACCCCGGCCCCAUGACGCCGCUGGCGAUGGCCAAGCGGGGCGGCUUUGCCAAGGUCGCUACCCUCAUUUCUCGACAUAUUCAGGCGAGAAAGAAAAAACAGACCUUACAAGAGGACUCUCCGUCCUGGUGGGCGACCUCCUGGACAGCGGACAAGCAAACGCACCAAAAAAUCAAGACUGCGCCCUAUUUAGCAUUCGGGGUGACAGCAAACACCCCCAACAGACAGUGA
Messenger RNA from Gaeumannomyces tritici R3-111a-1, 2772 nucleotides. RefSeq lists its product as hypothetical. The coding region runs from base 1 to 2772 and encodes 923 amino acids. Lineage: Eukaryota; Fungi; Ascomycota; Sordariomycetes; Magnaporthales; Magnaporthaceae. The record is from RefSeq and is a predicted model, not a curated record. The transcript is spliced from 2 exons. Gene Ontology annotation, molecular function: protein binding.